Messenger RNA from Diatraea saccharalis (sugarcane borer), 2458 nucleotides. Lineage: Eukaryota; Metazoa; Arthropoda; Insecta; Lepidoptera; Crambidae. The record is from the annotation of a GenBank genome assembly.
GAGUUUGGAAUUUCUUGCCAUCGCAGCGCUAUUUUUGGUUGCUCAAAUCUGUCCUUUCAAUUUUCAAUGGCGCGUUUUAUUGAUAUAGGCAUGGCAUUAUUAUUUUCACGGUGAUAUAAUCAAAACUAUUAAAUCAAAUCAUCAUUAAGUUUGUUGUAGUAAUUAUCACCAUUAAUUUACUACGUGACACAUUGUGUUUACUUAAUUUUAGGUUAUGUUAGUACCGAGUCCAUAUUUUAUGGUUAGAGAUUAAUUAAAAUGACUGAAGGCGAUUUGAGUAAUAACUGUAGGGUGGUGAGUUUACCAGUGCAAUCCAACAAAAGGAAAGUAGAAUGCGUGGGCGCUGCGUUCCUAAGAUAUCACAAUAUUAAAUGUCACGGUGAAGAUGCUUUAUUUCAAACAACUGAUUCUAAAGAAAAGGCUGAAGAGGUGACUUUUGAUGAUGAUGUAGAAUACUUGAGAAGCUUAGACCCAAAAGACUGGAAGUCUCAAGAUCAUUAUGCAGUGUUGGGUAUGAAAAACUUGCGGAAUAAAGCUACCGACGACGACAUUAAGAGAGCUUAUAGACAAAAGGUAUUAAAACAUCAUCCCGAUAAAAGGAAAGCCCAAGGUGAAGAAAUUCGCAGCGACGACGAUUAUUUCACUUGCAUCACUAAAGCUUAUGAAAUUCUUGGAACACCUAUUAAGCGUAGAUCAUAUGACUCUGUUGAUCCUUUAGUAGACGAUUCUGUGCCAUCCUCGACAGAAAUUAAAAAAGAAGGGUUCUACAAAGCAUUUCGUAAAUAUUUUGAAAUCAAUGCUCGGUGGUCAGAGAAAAAGAAUGUCCCAAUGUUGGGUGAUGAGAAUAGUCCCCGGGAGCAGGUGGAAAGGUUUUACGCUUUUUGGUAUGAGUUUGAAUCAUGGCGUGAGUUUUCAUAUCUCGAUGAAGAAGAGAAAGAGAGGGGUGCUGAUCGUGAAGAAAGGAGGUGGAUAGAGAAACAGAAUAGAGUGGCAAGAGCAAAGCUUAAAAAGGAAGAGAUGGCUAGGAUUAGAAGUUUAGUUGACUUGGCAUAUUCAAAUGACCCUAGGAUUUUGCGUUUUAAGCAAGAAGACAAAGAUAAAAAAUUAGCUGCAAAGAGAGCCAGACAGGAUGCUGUUCAAGCCAAGAAAGCUGAAGAAGAGCGACUCAUGAAGGAAGCCCACGCUGCCAAACAAAAAGCAGAAGAAGCAGAACGUGCCCGUAUAGAAGCAGCCCGUGCGGAACGUGAGCUUAUGAAGAAAAACCUACGUAAGGAAAGAAAAGCAUUUCGUGAUCUAUGCAAAUCAAAUAAUUACUUUGCCAAGAAUGAAGAUGAAACUGUGUCUCAUAUGGCAGCAGUUGAGAAAAUAUGUGAAAUGAUGAAAGUGGUUGAAUUGCAAGAUUUUAUGAAAAAGUUGGAAGGGGAGGGCCGAAAUGCUUUCUUGAAGACAGUCAAAGAAACUGAUGAAAAAUUAGAAGCUGAAAGAAAAGCACUAUUUGAUACUAAAAAGGUAGAAGAUCAAAAAGUUAAAAAGGAGAGUGCUUUGAAAGUUCCAAUCGAAUGGACUCCAGAUAUGACCCAGCUACUUAUAAAAGCUGUUAAUCUAUUCCCUGCAGGAACUAAUCAAAGAUGGGAAGUAGUAGCUAAUUUUCUGAAUCAGCACAGUACAUUUACUGAUGAGAAACGUUUCACUGCUAAAGAUGUAUUAAAUAAAGCCAAGGAUUUGCAGAGCUCAGAUUUCUCUAAAAGCAGUCUAAAGAAAGCAGCCAAUGAAGAAGCCUUUGAUCAGUUUGAAAAGGAAAAAAAGAAAGUGGCUAAUCAUGUUGAUGAUAAUAGUAUAUCAAAGAUUGAUAGUGGAGCGAAAUUGGUAAAUGGUACUUCUAAGCCUAAAGCAGAGGACCAAUCCAAACAAGACAGGGAACCGUCCAAAGAGGACAGAUCUUGGACAAAAACAGAACAAGAGUUGCUGGAACAAGCAAUUAAAACUUUCCCUGUGAGUACCCCAGAGAGGUGGGAUAAGAUAGCCGAUUGCAUACCUAACCGUACCAAAAAAGACUGCAUGAAGAGAUACAAGGAAUUAGUAGAAUUAGUAAAAGCUAAAAAACAAGCUGCUAAUCUUUCUAAAUAACAAUAAAUGCCCAUUAGCUACAUAUAUUAAAAUAAAGCAUAUUUUUAUGAAAUGUCACUGGACUUUCACAGUUGUGUUUUCAUACUACUUUUACAGAUCAAUGCACCAUAAAUUUCAUAUAUGACAUUAAUCAAGGUAUUCAAGAUUUGUUUGCAACUUUGCAGACAAUGAAAAUUAAGCUAUCUUAACAAAUUUAAUUUUCAAGAUAGCAGUCGAUGUUGGUCACUUCUACAAAAUCACUUUAAAGGUUUGCAGUAAUUAGCUUCCAUAAUGACAUUAUUUUUGUAUUUAUUUUUUGGUUAUUGUGAUGCACAUAGUCAAUUUAAAAUUU